AUGGAAUACAUGAGCGACAAGUUUGCCAUGAAGAGUCAAGCACUUAAGGGCGAUUACUACAUGGGAUCUGGGGGAACGCUGGACCAAGUCAUGGACGGUCUGGACGCGGUGCAGUACUACAACAAGAGUUCGCCCAAAUGUGUGCAGGCCUUCUCGUUACAGAACUCGGAGCACCACACGCGGAUUGACCGCUCCUCGCCCUGUGACAACCAAAACACAAAUUACUGUGGUCCUAAAAGCGAGGAGGACAGUUUACACUCGGAUUUGUCUAGGCCUAUGGACAACUGCUGCAAUCUGAGAGCGUCGCCAGUCGCGCAAGGCCCGGAGAAAACGGACCUGGAGGACAUCGGUGAGAAGUGUGACAGCAAUGUGUCAAGCAGCAAAAAGCGUCGGCACCGCACCACCUUUACCAGCGCUCAGCUGGAGGAGCUGGAGAAGGUGUUCCAGAAGACGCACUACCCGGACGUGUACGUGAGAGAACAGCUGGCCAUGCGCACAGAGCUCACGGAGGCGCGAGUCCAGGUAUGGUUUCAGAACAGAAGGGCAAAAUGGCGUAAAAGAGAGCGGUAUGGGCAGAUUCAGCAAGCAAAAAGCCACUUUGCCGCAACUUACGAUUUAUCGGUGCUACCGAGAACAGACAGCUAUUCUCAGAUCCCCAACAACCUGUGGACGGCCAACUCCCCUGGCGGCUCGGUGGUGUCGUCCUGCAUGCUCCCGCGCGGCUCCCCGCCGUGCGUCCCGUCCCCGUACCCCCACUCUCCGCGCGGUGCGGACCACACCGGCUACGUGGGCUUCCCCAACCACCAGCAGAACCAGUUCGGCGUCAACCACGUCUCCAUCAACAACUUCUUCGCCGACUCGCUCCUGGCCCCGCCGCCCAACGGCCACGCGGCCGCCUUCGAGACCAAGCCAGAGUUCGAGCGGCGUUCCUCCAGCAUAGCCGUGCUGCGCAUGAAGGCCAAGGAGCACACGGCCAACAUCUCCUGGGCCAUGUGAGCUGACCGCUCAGUCCAGCCCACACUAGCACACACUAGACUCUAAACGCAGCCUUGGCCAUGUGAGCUGACCGCCCCGUCCAGCCUACACUAGCACACACUAGACUCUAAACGCAGCCAGGGGAAUGUGAACUCAGUAACAACAUUAACGAUAAUAUCUGAUGGUGGUUAUGGUGAUGAUGAUGAUGAUGGUGGCAAUAACAGUAAUAUUAAUAAUUAUUAUUAAGAGUGAAUGUCAGAGGUAGAGAGUGAGAAGAUGCUGGACUACCACAGGAUGGGAUUGGUUCGUCCCGCCUCGGACUGCCACAUCGCCGCAUGGGCAGCAUGUUCUGGAAGCUUCCAUUGUGUCCCGAUUGGAUGUGUCUGCGCUACGGGCUGUAGUCUCUGCUUUCACACGCAACACAGCCACUGCGGUGUCGGAACAUCUGACCAAGAAGCUGUCACGUCUCCAGUAGACAAAUAUAAGGUGCAAUAAGUGACUUGUGUCCCAAGACAGAAAUCCUCCAUGUCCCACUAUAAUCCGUCUCUGGAGAUUCAUUGACAACUUUUGUGUGAAUGCAGAGACAUUGGCCUCGUGUCUGAAAGAAGAGGAUUUGCGAGAUGUUUGGGACGUAUCUGAGCACUGUCUACGUAAGAGGCAUGCUGCUAACUCUGGCGUCGGGAGGGUGAAGACUUGCGCCGUACACUGCUCCGUCUGCUUUGUCUUGUCAGUGGUUGUGGUGAGCGGAGAAGAGACUGACGUACUAACCCGCUCUGCAGACCCAGCAGAAGCAGCGAGAACUCUCCGUCUGAGCUGUGGCACAGACAGA
Sardina pilchardus (European sardine) is the source of this 1804-nucleotide messenger RNA. RefSeq names its product ALX homeobox 1 (gene alx1). The transcript has 4 exons. Gene Ontology annotation, biological process: embryonic skeletal system morphogenesis; negative regulation of DNA-templated transcription; positive regulation of transcription by RNA polymerase II. The coding region runs from base 1 to 996 and encodes 331 amino acids. Gene Ontology annotation, molecular function: RNA polymerase II transcription regulatory region sequence-specific DNA binding; DNA-binding transcription activator activity, RNA polymerase II-specific. NCBI's taxonomy places the organism in Eukaryota, Metazoa, Chordata, Actinopteri, Clupeiformes, Clupeidae. The record is from RefSeq and is a predicted model, not a curated record.